This is a messenger RNA of Anthonomus grandis grandis, 2270 nucleotides long. It is a transcript of the gene wdp, whose product is annotated as protein windpipe. Gene Ontology annotation, molecular function: protein binding. The transcript has 2 exons. NCBI's taxonomy places the organism in Eukaryota, Metazoa, Arthropoda, Insecta, Coleoptera, Curculionidae. The record is from RefSeq and is a predicted model, not a curated record. The coding region runs from base 316 to 2040 and encodes 574 amino acids.
GCACGAUCGUAUAGCAUACUUUGACCAGACAAUCAUACCACCGACUACUCGCGGUUCUGUCGUACUGUUCUGAUGCUAAAGUAGCGCGCUAUUGGAUCGCGCUCGUCGUGUACCCUAAAACAUCGGCGGUUUCGGAAAUAAUUAGUGUUUAAAAUCGCAAAAAUGUGCUAACAAAAUUAGAAUAAAAUUUAAAAUUAAGCCUUAUUAUACUGUGGCGGUGUAACUGAGUGAAGUAGCCUGUUAAAAAAGGUGCUGUUUAAGGCGUGCUGGGGUUAAAAGUUACAAUUUGCCGAUUUUUGAAUUCCUGAUUCCAGAAUGUGGAUAAUCGCAACAGCUUUACUCUUUCUAUCCAUUGCGACUCCAGGAUCUACAAUAUUCCGCUGUCCAAAAGGAGCCGACUGUCCAGAAGAAGGUGCUAUAAUCUGUAGCUCAUUUCAAUUCCUAGAUGAAUUGGGACCAAAGCAGUAUAAGACUAUCACAAAACUUAUAGUAACAAAUGCUUUAAUAGAUAAAGUUCCUGCAAAAGUAAAAUAUCUUAAAAACUUAAAAUAUUUCGAUAUCUCGGGAAACAGCAUCCAAGUGGAUUCAAUCCCCUCUCUGCCUCAGUUAAAGAUUUUAAAGCUGAAUCAAAAUAAUAUAAAAGAUAUUCGUAUAUCAUUGCUACCAAAAAAUAUUGAAGAAUUGCAUUUGUCAAAUAAUUUUUUAACUCACAUUCCAAAAGACUGGAGUACACUAAAGUCACUAAAAGCUAUUAAUAUUGGAAAGAAUUUAAUAGAUUGUAGUUGCCAAAGUAACAAUAUUCAUGUAUAUCAAGCAUUACUUAAACAUGAUAUUAAAAUUCUAGCGCCAGUAAUCUGCCACAGUCCAAAGCAAUUUGCUGGUAAAAAUAUAGAAUUUGUACACUGCACGUAUGAUGACGAUAUGAUUAACGAUCAACCUCUAGAGGGCUCUGGAGAUGGUGAAGACAUUUUUAAUGAUACCAAAAGUACAGCGCCAAUUUUUUCCGAAGAAUAUUUUCACGAAGAAAACGAAAUUAUCGAUGAUAAAGAUGACUUACCACAAGAACAAGCAUUUGUACCCGUUAAUCAAGAAACUAUAGGAGAAGACGAGGGUAGCGGACAAUUUGAAGGCAGUGGGGCAUUUGAUGUUGGCAAUGUUCUUACUUGCAUAGUUAAUUGCGUUUCACCAGAACCAUUGGGAUCUAAUGAUUCUGUAAAUGAUUCCGUUAAAGCGCCUGAACCUCAAGAUCAGCUUCGAAUUAUAGCUGAAGAUAUUAUUAAUCCGAUAAUGGGAAUAAAAACAACAGUAACGACCACAAGCACAACAGUAAAAACACUUACUGAAGUUUAUUCAAAUUUACCACAUACUCAUGAGACAACUGAGAAACCUACAGAAAUCAAAUUAACUGCUAAUGUAAGUCAAGCAGGGUCUCCAGGGCCCAUUCCUGAAGACCCUGGCUUAAUCCUAAAAACACGAACUGAAGAAGUUAAGAAAACGGCUUCAAUAGCUCAAAAUAACUAUGCAGUUUAUAUUGUUGUAAUUUGUGGUUUAUUACUCACAGUUGUAUUUCUCAUAUGUCUAGUUAAAAAACAAAAAGCAAAGAGACUAAAGAAAAAUCGACGAGAUAUAGAUAAGACUGACUACGGUGAAGAAAUGAAGACUUUAGAAAAACCCACUAUAACACCUAUAAAUGAAAAAAAUGGGAAGCCUACUAGAGUUCCAGAGCAAGUUCCUUUAAUUAAUGAACAAAAUGGUAAAACUCAUGAGGAUGCAAUAUUAAACAGCUUUAGGUCUACCGAAGAUCGAAAAAUAAAUGGAAAUACUAUUGAAACUUCUACCAACGGUGAUACUUCUAAAUAUAAUGACGGUGAGGAAGAACCUAUUCUGCGUGAGAAAUUCCCCAACACUUUAACUCCACUUACUGAAAGAGUUACUAUAAGGGCUUCUGAAAUUCCUGACUCAAUGCCCAAAACGCCAGUUCUUGUACACCGACAAAAAAACAGUGAAGGCGAAGUAGUAAGCACAGUCUUAGGUUUAUAAGUAAAAUCUAUCUCAGUAUUGACUAUUUGGAAGUGAAUUGUGAUAAAAAAACGUGUUUGUGGUUCCUACGGUUGUAAAUACAAGAAUUAUCCCUGUUAUCUUCUUUUAGGAAUAUAUUUUAAAAAUGUGUUUUUAGGUUUAUAAUUAACUUAAAAUCAAAUAUUUAUAAUAUGGCUAUUUGUUCUAUAACGAAAACUGAACAAUAUUAAAUAGACAUGUUUUCAUUUAUA